UUUUUGGGAGAUGAGAAGUCAAAAUGCGCUCAGCUCGGACCGCAGCGGAGGAUCAGUAGGAGCGGCCAGGAGGAGGACGCACACACCGGCCGGCGUGAGGACAGACACAGGGACACAGACGGAGCUGAGGGAGGACGGCUCCUCGUCUCUCUGACACACCGAGGCUCGGCUGAGAAGUCGGGGCAGCUGCCUGACCCGGAGCCGGGGGGCACCAUGGUUGUGUCGCUGCGGGGCUGGGUCGCCAACGAGGGAGGGAAGCAUCUGAUCCUGAUGCUGUGGUUGGCAGCAAACACCUGGCUGUUCCUCAGGACCUUCCUGCUCUAUUCCACUGGACAUCAGUAUCACUACCUGUACGAGAUGCUCGGGCUCGGUCUGUGCAUCAGCAGGGCGUCUGCAUCCGUGCUGAACCUGAACUGCAGCCUGGUGCUGUUGCCCAUGUGUCGCUCACUGCUCACCUUUGUCAGAGGAACACACACGGUAUCGAGCAGAAAGACGCGCAGACUACUGGACAAGAGCAAAACCUUUCAUGUGGCCUGUGGAGUCACCAUCUGCAUCUUCUCUGUUGUGCACGUGUCCGCCCACUUGGUGAACGUCAUGAACUUCAGUGUGAGGUACUCGGACGACUUUCCUGCUCUCAAUUUGGCUCGCCACAGAGGAGAGGAUCCCAAGCUGAUCCUCUUGACCACAAUCCCAGGAGUCACGGGCGUCCUGUUGGUUCUCAUCCUCUUCCUGAUGUUCAUGUCCUCUUCCUCCUGCGUACGGGUGUCCAACUAUGAGAUCUUCUGGUACACACACAACCUCUUCAUUGUCUUCUACAUCAUCCUCAUGGUGCACAUGGUCGGUGGAGCUCUCAAGUAUCAGACCAACAUCGAGGCCCACCCCCCUGGCUGCCUCCGAGCCAAUCAGAGCAUCACAGAGCAGCACGACAAGGAGCUGCAGCAGGGUGAAGAUGAGGAGAGGAGAUGCCGAGAGGAGGCUCACUUCCAACCUCACUACCCCCAGACAUGGCUGUGGGUGUCCGGUCCUCUCUGUCUCUACUGUGCCGAGCGUUUCUACCGCUACAUCAGGGCCAGUGACCCCGUUACCGUGGUGACAGUCAUCAGGCAUCCCUGUGAUGUCAUUGAGUUGCGGAUGCUCAAGAAAAACUUCAUAGCUCGUCCUGGACAGUAUAUUCUUCUCAACUGUCCAGGCGUCUCUUCAUUUGAGAACCAUCCCUUCACCCUAACGACGUGUCCCACAGAGAACAAGAAAACCUUUGGCGUCCAUCUCCGAGUCUUGGGAGACUGGACUGAGCGGUUCACACAGCUGCUGCUCCCUCAACCGAGAGUAGACUUGGAGAUCCUUCCCAUGGUGCAACAGAGGCGAUAUCCCAAGCUCUACGUGGACGGUCCAUUUGGGAGUCCAUCAGAGGAAGUGUUCAACUACGACGUCAGUGUUUGUGUUGCUGGCGGAAUCGGAGUCACGCCGUUUGCCUGCGUGCUGCACGCUCUGCUUGACGGCUGGGAGGGUUUCAGGUUGCAGAGGUUGUACUUUGUUUGGGUCUGCAGAGAGCUUCAGUCCUUCUACUGGUUUGCUGAGCUGCUGUGUGCCCUUCAUCACAAGCUUUGGCGGGAAAACAGACCAGACUACUUUAAUCUGAAACUGUACGUCAGUCAGACAGACAGUCUACAGAGUAUGUCUGAGGAGAAGUACCGCCCCCUCGCCUCCAGGAUGCUGGUUGGACGACCCAGGUGGAAGUUGCUGUUUGAUGAGAUUGGGAGGUCCAAUAAGAAUAAGCGAGUGGGGGUUUUCUGCUGUGGACCGAGGGGCAUCUCCAGGACUCUGCACAAAUUAUGUAACUCAAGCCGAUCCUCUGGAACAAUCUUUGAAUUCAACAAGGAGUCAUUCAGCUGAAUGAACUUCAGAACAUUAAAAAAAAAAACUUUGGGAUGGAUUUUAUACAUUUAUAAAUAUACACGAUUUCUGAAGAACUUUUGGACAAUCAUGGUUACGUCAAAAUGUUGCACAAGUCCAAGAAAAGAAAAAAAGACUGUAUUUAUAUUUCAUUCGUCUCCUUGCCCGUGGUUACUUAAGGCCCGGGAGCAGAAGACCUUACCAUCUGCAGGCCAGCUAACCCCUGACCGACAAUCCACAGGCUUCUACUCAAGCCCCUGAUCCGAUCAAACCACUGAGACGAGCUGAAGAGAACGGCUCCUGAUGAUCUGUUUUUCUUCGUCUGCUGCUGGAUUUCAUCUUUUCCCCAUUGCACCCACUGUGGAGUAAAUCUGUUCACUCAGGUUGGAGUCUAAUCUGAAAAACACACUUGCAAUUCUUUGUCAACAAACACACCCAGACUACAUGGAGUUCAUCAGGGACCAGACAAAACUUUUUUUUAUCCAAAGAAAUAAUUAAAAAACCAAAGGAGUGGAACCACUAGGACAAAUCAAUUAUGCAGAAAACUAGUUCUGGAUUUAGUUUUACGAUCAACCUCAUUCAACCUGCACUUAAAAAUACCAACUCGCUCCCAAGCAGCUCUACUUACCAAAUACCUCAGGCUAUAGAGAAACAUUUUUAUACACAUACAAGCUGGGCAUUACUAACUGAGACCAUAAGGAUACAUAUUUAGAGGUAUGUUUGAUGACAGAUUCUUGAAUUAGGAUAGAAAACCCUGUCAUGUUAUUCAUGUGAUAACAAAAGCUCUGAGAAUAUAUUGGAGUUCUGUGUGUGUCCCUCUCAUGGAGUAGGUUUUGUAGUUUUAGUCAGAGACAAGUAUACGACUGGUGAAUCAGGGUCUGAGAUUAAAAAAGUGGAAACUAAGCACAAACAGCUGACACAUGAUAAAGUCUUUGUUUUAUCCUUUUUGUUUUGCUGUUGUACAAAAGCAACUACAACAACUAUCAGAAUCAGAAUCAGAAGUAUUUUAUAGCCAAGUAGGUUUACACCUACAAGGAAUUUGCUCUGGUUGUUUGUGCAUACAAUGAACAUGAACAUAGAAACAUAAAAACGCAAUAAAUACAACAUACAUAGGAAAAGCAAUAAAAAAUAUAAAACCAGUAUAUAUUUACUACACCUCAACUACACCUCAACUACACCUCAAGCCAGUGAGUUAUUUUGUUUGAAUUUAUUUAUAUUUCUUAAAACUUGUUUUACAUUUUGUGAAAAAUCCUCUAAAGGACUUUUUUUCCACAAAAGAGUAUCACACAUCGAAAGGGAGUAUGGAUAAAAAUGUAAAAAGUUUUACAAAUAGGUUUUAGUAGCUUGUUAUGUUAAAGGAGUCAAUACUAACUAGCUACCAUACACCACAUUUUAAAUAAAAAUGUUUUUGGAUGUUAAAGUGUGUCUCUAUUUUCAGGAUUUUCAGUUUUUUUGAAGAACAAUCUCAAAUCCUGAAUAAAAGAUUUUCUAUUUAUUACAUUUGAUUAUUUGUACAUAGUUAAUUAAUUACUACUGCUAAUCCUGUUUAUGCUAUUAUUACGAAUAUUAAAUUAAGAGUCACAAGCAUAUUAUUAAGAAACAAUGAUCUUCUGACAAUACAAAAAGUUUACUGUUAAGUAUCUAGCUAACCUAGCUAUCACUAAAUGAAAGGAAAAAACUAGUUUUUAUUUAAAAACAUGAUGUUUGACAAAACAACAGAGUGAACAUUUCUGCAAAGCCAAAAAAUUCACGAGGAAACUUGGAUCAAGUCAGAUUUUAAUGCACCACGUACAAAUCAUGAUUCAUCUUCAUUAUCAUGAUACAGCAUCUGCUGCACUUCUUUAGCACCAGUACUAACAUACAAGAGUGGGAUGUUGUUGGUUUGGUCAGUUUUUUUUAAUUAUUUUGCACCGAAAGACAUAAACUGAAUAAAAGUUUGGAAAUCUGUACGGAUGGAUGUACUUGGAAUAUCUAACCAACACAUUUCUAACCAGAGAGAUUAACAGAAGUGCUUUAAUUGUUUGAUUCACAAUUCCUCUAUUCACUCUCUAAAUAAUAUAUUUAUCUUUAGUGUCAGAAACAGGAGGCCUCAUUUGUGACAUUGUUUUGGCGGACUCAGAUUUUUGGCUUGGUCAAAGAUACAUGAAUGUAAAUAUCAUGGGGCAAACAUUUAUGCAGCCCCUAAAUGAACAGGAGAUGAAGGUUCAUUACUGAAACCCUCUUGUACAUGUGACCGAGACUUUAUCUGUAUGAAGCAACAAAUAAUGUGCCUUCAACAACUGCUUUCAGCAGACAUUACCUGGUUUCAAGGGACAUAUGUAUCAGUUCAGCUGUACUGUCAACUGAAUCUCAAUGAUUUACAGUAACAUACAAUAAAUCACAAGAAAUGUGUCCCUGCUCAGGUCAAUGAGGGAAGUCAAGUUGCCAAGGACAGAAUAAGAUCACUUUUUUUUUUUUUUUUUACUUCAGCUGCUGUCAUUGGCUGCAGAGUGGCCUCUGUAGACAGGCAAUAAAUAUUCCCUCAAGGUAUUUCACCCACACAGUGCAGUGUGCUGAGGUGUUGCAUUAUGGUAAUGAUCACCCGAGGGCUCGGAAAGUCUGUCACUUUGUAAGUUUGUGUCGCACAGAGAUGUUUCUUCAGUGAUAUGUACUGAAUGUAUAAAAUAUCAGGGACCUCUGAAAGAUUUAGCUCCCUGUCUCAAACGGGUCAGUUCACCCAAAUUUAAAAAAAUUCAUUUGUUGAGAUCUCUUCUGUUCUCUUCUUUCUCUUUUGCAUACAGAAAAUAAAAGAAACCUUGGAAAAUAAAUUGUUUUCCUAACAUGUGCUAUG
Messenger RNA from Platichthys flesus (European flounder), 4723 nucleotides. RefSeq names its product NADPH oxidase 4. Gene Ontology annotation, cellular component: plasma membrane; NADPH oxidase complex. The transcript has 18 exons. Bases 214 to 1893 code for a protein of 559 amino acids. NCBI's taxonomy places the organism in Eukaryota, Metazoa, Chordata, Actinopteri, Pleuronectiformes, Pleuronectidae. Gene Ontology annotation, biological process: superoxide anion generation; defense response. Gene Ontology annotation, molecular function: superoxide-generating NAD(P)H oxidase activity. The record is from RefSeq and is a predicted model, not a curated record.